AUGAUUGAAUUAUUAGAGACCAAUCUAAAAGAAGAAAUCGAUUUUGGGUAAUAAUAACUUCUUAUACUUUAGAUAAUCAACUUUAGAAUAUCUAGGCGAUUAUGAAGACCAAUAUAAACUUACUGCAAUUUAUUAUAAGAUCAAUAAGUACAAAUAGAUCAUUUAUUAUGUUUUAAUAAUUUUAACUCUUGGAUUAUUGUACUUAUUUCAAAGAUGGUUCAUCAAUUUAAGAUUGUUUCUAUUGUAAGCUUAAAUCAUGUAAAAAGAUUUGAAAAAUGUUAAUUUGGUACAAUGACACAUGUUUUAGUGAUUAAGACCAAAAAUAUAAUUCCAAUUGCAGAUGAUUAACUAUGUAAGGUUUCGAUUGUUUAGGAUCAUCCAUUUUCUAAAAAUGCACGAGUUUUUAGUUAUGAACUUAGUUAAUAUUAUAUAGAUUCUUAUACAAAAUCAUUGAUUUAAAUGAGAAAUUCAUUUUCUGAAUACACUUAAGAUAAAAUUUGUAAUAUGACAGGUCUUACUAAUUUAACAACUGUUUAUGGAGAGAAUAUAAUGGAAGUACCAAUCAAACCAAUUCCUCUACUUUUACUUGAUGAAAUAUUAACACCUUUUAAUAUCUUUUAAUUUAGUGCUUUAGCUUUGUGGGCAUAUGAUGAUUAUUUAAAUUACUCUCUUUUUAUUUUAGUAAUCACUAUCAUUUAGAUUUCUAUUGAAUUAAGAGAUGUAAGAAAAAAUUUAUUUAAAAUAUAAAAAAUGAUUAGAUUCAAUGUAGAUGUUAAAGUAAUUAGAAAUAAUAAUCAAAUAACUAUACAAUCAAAAGAAUUAAUUCCAGGAGACUUAUUAAUAAUUGAAGGACAUACUAAAAUUAGUUGUGAUUGUAUUUUAAUUGAAGGAAAUUGUGUAAUGAAUGAAGCUGUCUUAACAGGUGAAAGUGUACCAAUUAAUAAAUCCAGUUUAGAAAAAAGUGAAAUUUUUUUUUAAUAAAAGGGAAAUGAAAAUAAAAUGUUAUUCUGUGGAACUACUUGCUUAAGAAGUUAUUCUUAAAAUGGUGAAAAUGCUAAGGCAAUAGUUUAUUAGACUGGAUUUCAAACAUUAAAAGGUAGUUUGGCUAGAUCAAUAAUGUUUAAUAGAACCUAAACAUUUAGUUUUUAUAGAGAUUCAUUAAGAUAUUUAUUUGUAUUAGCUACAUUAGGUUUAAUAUAAGCUAAUAUUACAAUUUUAAUAAGUGGAGCUUAAGGUAUUGCUUUAGGAGAAAGUAUAAUAAAUGCUUUAGAAAUAAUAACAAUAAUAGUGCCUGCAACAUUACCAACUGCUUUAGGAGCUGGUAUAAGUCUUGCAUUGAAGCGUUUAGAAGAUAAAUCUAUUUAAUGUGUAAAGCCAGAUAAAAUAAAUGUAGCAAGUAAAGUAAAUUUAAUAGCUUUUGAUAAAACAGGUACUUUAACAGAAUUAGGACUUGAUGUAUUAGGUUGUAGAGAAGUUAAAGAUUAAGGUUUUAAUAGAUUAUAAAUGGUAAAAGAAGUAUCUAAUUAAUUUAAUGAAUGUAUGGCUGUUUGUCAUUCAUUAUCAAUAAUAAAUAAAGAAAUAAUGGGAGAUCCUAUUGAUCUAUGUAUGUUUUAAGAAACAGGAUGGGAAUUAUUAGAAGAGAGUAAAGCAAAAAAAGGAAUGAAAGAAAUUGUAGUUAUAAAGAGAUAUGAUUUCUAAGCUGAAUUGUAAAGAAUGUCAGUAAUAACUAAUGAGAAUAUUUUAUAUUGUAAAGGAUCACCUGAAUAAAUAUAGAAUAUCUGUAUCAAUAUACCUUCAAACUAUAACAAUCUUCUUUAUAGGUAUAGUUCUUAAGGAUUCAGAAUCAUUGCUUGUUGUUAUAGAGAUAUUAAUCAUUUAAAUUUGUAAUCAUUGCAUAAGAGAGAAAUAUAUGAAUAAAAUAUGAUAUUCUUAGGAUUCUUAAUUUUUGAGAAUAAAUUAAAGAAAGAAACUCAAUCAACAAUCAUAAGUUUAAAGUAGAGUAAUAUUAAAUCAAUUAUGGUUACAGGGGAUAAUCCAUACACAGCAAUUAACAUAGGAUUAUAAUGUAACAUAUUGGAUCAAAAUAGCAGAAUAUUUUUAGGAUUUUUGAAUAAUGAUAUAUUAUAUUGGAAUGAACUAAAACAAUUAAAAUUGAAUAAAGUAGAUAAAAAUAGAAGUUGUUAUAGUUUAGAUUCUACUUAGGUUUAAAAUUUAGAAACAAAUGAAAUUAUGAAAUUAACUUGUAACUUUUAAUUAGCAAUAACAGGAUAGGUAUUUGAACAUUUAUAAUAUUAAUAUAAUGCAUUAAUAGACAAUUAGUAAUUGAUACUAAAUCUAUUAUAAAGAAUAUACAUUUAUUCAAGAAUGAAACCUAAUAACAAAGGAGAUUUAAUGCUCCUCUUAAGAUAAGAUAAAAUGAAUUUUAUUGCAUUUUGUGGAGAUGGAACUAAUGAUACUUGUGCUUUGAGAUAAGCAGAUGUUGGUUUGGCAUUAUCAUUAGAAGAUGCUUCUUUGGCUUCUCCAUUCACAAGUACAAUAUUCAAUAUAUCAACUAUUAUUAAUCUAAUAAAAGAAGGGAGAGCUUGUUUAGUAACUUGUGUAGAAUGCUUUAAAUUUAUGACUCUUUAUUCAUGUAUCUAAUCGGUUUCUGUUUUACAAUGUUAUUUUUAUGAUACAGAUUUCACUUAAGUCUAAUAUCUUUAUUAAGAUCUUUGGUUGAUUAUUCCAUUAGCUUUCACAAUGGAUUUAACAAAAUCAUAUAAUAAAUUAGCAAAUUAUAGACCUAUAAGUAAUUUGAUUUCAUUACCUGUUUUAUCUUCUGUUUGUGUUAUAGUUUUCAUUAGUUUUUUAGCUUAAAUAAUUAUGCACUAAUUAUUGAAACAAUAAGAUUUUUAUUAAUCAAUCACAAUUGAUCUGGUAAAUGAUGAUUAUUACAUACAACCAAAUUACAUUAACUCUAUUCUGCUUAUAACAUCUAGCACUGAAAUCUUGGCUGUAGCUAUUGCAUAUACUUAGGGACCCCCUUUCAGAGAAGCUAUCUAUUAGAAUAUUUAUUAUAUUUUAUCCAUAUCUUUGGGUAUUUUGGGAUAGAUUAUAUUAAUAUUCUUCCCAAAUUUAAUUGAAUUUUUAGAUUUGGAAGUAGAAUUUCCAACGGAUUUCAAAAUAUAAAUUCUAAUUGUAAACAUUGUUGUAGGGAUUACAAUUGCACUUUAUGAGAAAUUCGUUACUGCUAAAAUGAAUUAGAAAUACUCAGAAGUAGAAAUUAAUUUAGGAAAUCAAAAUUGAUAGAUUUAAAUAUAUAUUCACUCUAUAU
This is a messenger RNA of Paramecium sonneborni, 3313 nucleotides long. The record is from the annotation of a GenBank genome assembly. Lineage: Eukaryota; Ciliophora; Oligohymenophorea; Peniculida; Parameciidae.